Molecule: messenger RNA, 4112 nt
Organism: Misgurnus anguillicaudatus (oriental weatherfish)
Lineage: Eukaryota; Metazoa; Chordata; Actinopteri; Cypriniformes; Cobitidae
Biological process (GO): regulation of transcription by RNA polymerase II
Cellular component (GO): nucleoplasm
Molecular function (GO): RNA polymerase II cis-regulatory region sequence-specific DNA binding; DNA-binding transcription repressor activity, RNA polymerase II-specific
Source: RefSeq, a predicted model, not a curated record
ACCUCAUGGAAAUAAAGGAGGAAGGUGAAGAACACGAAGUGAAAGAGGAGCACCAACAGAGUUUUAUAACUGAAGAAAAUUCAUUCAGCUCCACACAAACUGAAGAGAAUUUACCUAAAGCAAGAGCUAAAGCCAAAAGAUCUCUUGCUUGCCAUUUUUGUAAUAAGACUUACUCACAAAAAGGGCACCUAACGUAUCACAUAAGGAUUCACACUGGUGAGAGGCCUUAUGGAUGCUCCCAGUGUAAGAAGACUUUCCAAACAAAAUCAAAUCUAGACCGUCACGUACAAGUUCACACUGGAGGGAAACCUUUCACGUGUCCUCAGUGUGAUAAAACUUUCAAAUCAAAAUCAAAUCUAAAGAGUCACAUACGAAUUCAUACGGGUGAGAAGCCUUACUCAUGCCAUCUGUGUGACAAAAGUUACACACUAGCACAAAGUCUCAAACUUCAUCUGCAGUUUCAUUCGAAUGAAAAGCCGUUUAGCUGCGAUCAGUGCGGCCAUACGUGUCCUUCAGCAAAACACCUAAAGAAACACCAGUUGAUUCAUACAGGUGAGAAGCCGUAUUUGUGUUCUGUUUGUGGGAAGAGUUUUCGAUAUCUCGAAAAUAUUAGAGCGCACCAGAAAAGGCACGUGGGUGUGAAAAACCAUGUGUGCUCUGUGUGUGAUAAAGCCUUUCUGACAACCAAUGACCUGGAGCAACAUCAGAAGAUCCAUAAUGAAGAAAACCCCUAAAAGUGUUCACAUUGUGUAAAGAGUUUUAUUGAGUCUGUGACGCUGAUCAAACACAAGUGACUGUUUACUGGAGAGAAGCUGCACCGCUGUCAUUCAUGUUGGAGAAGUUUCAGACGAUCACACAGCUGCAGACUCACAGAGAAAAGAGCAGUGAACAAAGAUCAACUUUAGUCUUCAGGUCCAAGCACAUGAUGUGAAAUGAAGAUAAAACUCACAAUUGAAUUACUCCAAAAUAUAUACAUUUUAUUGAAAUUUGAUAGCUCAACAUAAAGCUGCCCUGGAGUACUUGACUAGAUUGGGAUACCUUUCCAGUUAACUUUAUCUAAAGGCAUGUGUGCCCUGGCUCUUAAAAGUUAUUUGUCUAAAAUCAGCCUUCAUUGGUUGCCAUGUUUGUUUUUAAGUCCAUCCAGUAAACAAUCAAAAAGUAAAGAUGUGAUGUUUUAAGAUAUACUUUAUUGAUGUAGUUUUCAUAAAGUGUAAUUUAUUUACUUUGUUAUGUAAAUUUAAUCAUAAUUAAGAUGCAGUGUUAUUUAUUUGGUAGAGUAUAUAUUGUAAUGGUUUGACAAAUGUGUUAUAUUUAACCUUGAAUAUAUUUAUUUUACCCAUACAUUCAUGAUUUUAAUAUUUUCUUGGGUGUAGAAGAUGAUAGUUCAAUAAUUUUCUUUUCAUUUCACGAAUAUUGAACAUAGAUUGAAUAAAGGGACUUUUAUUUUGCAUACUAUAACGCACGAAAGUUGUUGGGAAAUCAAUUCGGACAACAAUUUAUGACAAAAGAACAUUUAUUGAGAAAAACAUCUUAUAAAAGUCUUGAUUUUGUAAAUAUUUACCUAAAAACUACUGCGUUAAUUGAUACAUUAUAAUAGGUUAAGUUAACGCGUUAUCAUCUGCUCACACUCCAGUCUAGUAGAUGGCGAUAAUGCGCUAUUAAACUGAUUUGCCAACCGUCAGAAAAAAAUUGAAGAAGAGGAAGUGACGUCAUAAGAGUUGCGCUGCCGCUCGUCUGUCUGUUAAAAGAAGAUUGUGGUGUUUGUGUGAGAUUACAUUAUUGUAAAGUACUUAAAGCUGUUUCACUAGAGCUUCAUGUACUUCAUUUAUACAAAGUGAGGAACAAAUACUGAGAUUUACUUCACUUUUAAGCCAUUCAGGACAGUUGAAAGGCGGCUUUAAAGUGACUUAAAUUCAGACAAAGAUGACCGGUGGGCCGGAAAAGAUGAUUGGAGGGCCGCAUUUGGCCCGCGGGCUGCCAGUUAACAUCUUGUCAUUGAUAUUUGGCACCAGGCUAUCGAUUUUCGCAAUGCACGGAAACCAGUGGUGGCCGGUGACUUCUUUUUUCAAGGUCUAAUGGGGAUGAAAUAGGAAGGUCAAGAACUAAAUAAAAUGGAGCAUGACCAUCAGUACCACAAAAGUCAAGAAAAUUGCUUACAGACUGAUGAGGAUUCAUCUCAAGAAAGAGCAGAAGACACAAUAUCUUUUGCAUGCCAUCUUUAUGGUGAGGCUUUUUCACAAAAAGGACAUUUAAAUGUUGACAUAAAGCCUCAAACGGGAGAAUUGCAAAACACCUUUCCUCAACGUGAAAAGACUUUCACAAGUAAAAGCCACCCUGAGGAUCAUUUAGUAAAUCACACUGGUGAGAGGACCUUUGCGUGCCCUCACUGUCAGAAGACUUUCAAAUUAAAAGGAGAUCUUAAGAAACAUUUAAUAAUUCACACAGAUAAGGGGCCCUUCAUUUGCCCAAAAUGUAGAAAGAUCUACAGACAAAAAAAACACCUUGAGAAACAUUUAUUACGGCACACUGGUGAGAGGAACUUUGCAUGCCCUCAGUGUGAUAAGUGUUUUGAACGACAAAGAAAUCUUACUGUCCACUUAAAGACUCACACUGGAGAAAGGCCCUACAGCUGUCCUCAGUGUGACAAGUGUUUUAAACAACAGGCAACUCUAAAUGUUCACAUACAGACUCACUCUACUGAAAAGCCACACGCCUGUCCUCAUUGUGGAAAGACUUUCAGACAAAAAAAGCACGUUACGGAACAUUUAGUGAUUCACACCCGUGAGAAGACCUUCACCUGCCCUCAGUGUCAUAAGAGUUUUUUACGAAGUAGUAGUCUUUAUGUUCACUUAAAGAAGCACACUGGAGAAAGACCAUUCACAUGCCCUCAUUGUGAUAAGGGUUUUUUACAAAAAAGUACUCUUUAUGUUCACUUAAAGACGCACACUGGAGAAAGGCCCUACAGCUGCCCUCAGUGUGGAAAGACUUACAGAAAUACUUGUGCCCUAAAGGAUCAUUUAGUUACUCACAGUGUUGAGAAGCCCUUCAUCUGCCCUCAGUGUGAUAAGGGUUUUUCACGAAAAAGUGCUCUUAAUGUUCACUUACAGACUCACACUGGAGAAAGACGCUUCACAUGCCCUGAGUGUGAUAAGAGUUUUUCACGAAAAUGUAGGCUUGAUUUUCACUUAAAGACUCACGCUGGAGAAGAGACAAACAUAUGUGAACCACCAAAGCCUUUUUCUUGCCCUCAAUGUGGAAAAAGUUAUAUACACAGCGCAAGCCUUUAUAAUCAUAUGAGGAUUCACAGUGGUUAUAGCCCUUACACCUGUCCUCAUUGUGGAAAGAGUUCCACAACAAAAAAACAUUUGGAGAAUCACAUACGCAUUCACACUGGAGAGAAACCUUUCAGGUGCCCGCAGUGUGACAAGAGUUUUAAAGAACGAGGAGCUCUUCUGUGCCACAUAAGAAUCCAUACAGGUGAGAAGCCUUACUCGUGCCAUCUGUGUGAUAAGAGCUUUUGCCAAAAAGAAAAUCUUAAGGUGCACAUACGAGUUCAUACAGGUGAGAAGCCUUACUUAUGCCAUCUGUGUGAUAACCGUUACGCACGGGCACGAAGUCUCAGAUUGCAUCUGCUGUCUGACCAUUCUGUAGAAAAUCCCUAAAAGUGCUCACAUUGUGUAAAGAGUUUUAUUGAGUCUGUGACGCUGAUCAAACACAAGUGACUGUAUACUGGAGAGAAGCUGCACCGCUGUCAUUCAUGUUGAAGAAGUUUCAGACGAUCACACAGCUGCAGACUCACAGAGAAAAAAGCGAUGUCUGUAAAGAGGGAACAAAGAUCAACUUCAGUCUUCAGGUCCAAGCACAUGAUGGGAAAUGAAGAUAAACUAUACAAUUAAAUUAAUUACUUUAUAUAUAAUAUUAGUUUAAUUUGCUAAGAUUUGAUUGCUCAACAUACAAUUUGCCCGAAUGAGUUAACUAGAUUAAGAUAUUCCUUUUGUUAUUUUUAUACAUAUAUGUGUGUACCCUGGCUCUUAUGAGUUAUUUGUUCAUAAAUCAGUCUGCAUUAGUUGUCAUGUUUCUUUUGAGUGCAUCCAUAAAACAAUGAAAAUAAA